AUGGAGGAUCUUCCUCCCUUCGAGUUCAACGAGGCUGGCGAAGUCAAGCUCGCCCCUGGCGAACUCUACUGCCGCUGGGUGGUAGAUCCAGCAGCAUCACGUGCACCAAGACGGAGCGGUUCUCGAGCGAGUCGAACCUCAAGAACCACAUCAAGAAGCACAAGCUCGACGGGGUCCCGGCCAAGGUUAAGAGCCGCAAGUCCGGCGCGAACUCCGUCGAGGAGAACGAUGAUGCAGCUGAAUUCUACGACCGCAUCCACGGCAUCGCCAUCGGCGCUCGCGAUGACAGCGAGCUGCAGACUCCUUCCAAGAAACGGAAGGCGCAGACCCCUCCCCCCCUUCUUGCCGUGCCCACGCGCAAGCGGGGCAACCAAACUGUGGUAA
Molecule: messenger RNA, 384 nt
Organism: Colletotrichum truncatum
Lineage: Eukaryota; Fungi; Ascomycota; Sordariomycetes; Glomerellales; Glomerellaceae
Source: RefSeq, a predicted model, not a curated record